Impatiens glandulifera is the source of this 1752-nucleotide messenger RNA. RefSeq names its product ACT domain-containing protein ACR3. Bases 604 to 1731 code for a protein of 375 amino acids. The record is from RefSeq and is a predicted model, not a curated record. NCBI's taxonomy places the organism in Eukaryota, Viridiplantae, Streptophyta, Magnoliopsida, Ericales, Balsaminaceae. The transcript has 9 exons.
ACUCAACAUUCGCCACCAAUUCUUUCCCUUCCUACCCAUUUGAGAGAGAUAGAGAGAGAGUCGAAGAGGGAGGGAGGAAGAGGGGCAUGUUCUUCGCAAAAUGUUAUCUUGACACUUCAAAGUGACGAUUUGAUGCUUGUAAAAGAUCGUCUUUUUUUCUUCUAUUCACUCUAGACACUAUUACCUAACCAUGAUGCUUGCUCCUCUGAAACCAAGGUCGAAUUACCUAACCAUCGUGUGAGGAUUUGUUGGCAACAAGUACAGAAAAUGACAUUGUGAUGACUCUGAUGGACGAAACAUUGAAGGCCCUUCCUUGACUAAGGCACAAAGUGAGAAGCAUUUGCAUAGUUUGAAGGAAUUCAUGCUCAAUGGCCGGAGGAUCUUGGGCUUAUUUUGACCCAGAAUAUGAAACUUUGAGCAUCAGAAUAAACCCUCCAAGAAAAUUGCAGGGUAUCCGUAGACAACACUAGUUACAAAGAUUAUACUUUGGUAAAGGUUGAUAGUGUGAACAGACAUGGGAUAUUGCUUGAAGUUGUUCAAAUCCUAACAGACCUUGAUCUUAUCAUCACCAAGGCUUACAUAUCUUCUGAUGGUGGAUGGUUCAUGGAUGUAUUCCAUGUCACAGAUCAGCAAGGGAAUAAGAUCACUGAUGAAACAAUUGGUUAUAUAGAGAAGGCUUUGGGACCAAAAGGACAAACUGGAGAUGGGUUGAAGAAUUGGACAGGAAAGAGAAUAGGAGUGCAUUCUGUGGGUAAUCAUGCAACCGUUGAGCUGAUAGGCAGGGACCGCCCAGGUCUUUUAUCAGAAGUCUCUGCAGUUCUUACUAACCUCCACUUCAAUGUACUUGCGGCUGAAGUUUGGACGCAUAAUAUGAGAAUAGCAUGUAUUCUUCAUGUCAACAAUGAUGACACAACAAGCCGAGCUGUUGAUGACCCUGUGCGGCUGUCUAUUUUGGAGGAACAGCUAAAGAACAUUCUCGGUGGAGGUGAGGAUGACGAGAAUGUUGCUCGUACAAAUUUCUCCAUGGGUUUCACUCACAUCGAUCGUAGGCUUCACCAGAUGUUUACAGCUGAUACCGCUGAUAGGGAUACUGAAGGCAGUGUAAUGAGGGUAGAGGCAGAUUUUCCUCAUUUCAAACCAAAAAUAACAGUUGAACGUUGCGAGGAAAAAGGUUACUUGGUUGUCACUGUUCAAUGUAGAGACCGAGCAAAGCUAAUGUUUGACAUUGUUUGCACCUUGACGGAUAUGCAGUUUGUGGUUUUUCAUGCAACCAUCUCAUCUGAUGGGCCACAUGCAUCACAGGAGUAUUAUAUUCGUCACAUGAAUGACCAUGCACGGGAUACUGAAGGUGAGAAUGAAAGAGUUGCAAAGUGCCUUGAAGCUGCUAUUCAACGGAGAGCAAGUGAGGGUCUAACUCUGGAGCUGUGCGCAAAGGACAGAGUUGGGUUAUUAUCAGAAGCGACAAGAAUUCUACGUGAAAAUGGGUUGUCUGUUACAAGAGCAGGGGUUACAACAGUUGGAGAAAAAGCUGUGAAUGUGUUCUACGUUAGAGAUGCUUCUGGGAAUGCGGUGGAUGUAAAGACAAUUGAGACACUCAGGAAAGAGAUUGGAAAGACAAUGGUUCUAAAUGUAAAGACAGAUCCUUCACAAAAUGCCAAGGCACCGGAGACAAGUGGAUGGUCCAAGGCGAGCUUCUUUUUCGGUAGCUUAUUGGAAAGGUUCAGAACUUAGUCUACCAACUAGUAGCCUAAG